Messenger RNA from Trichomycterus rosablanca, 1347 nucleotides. It is a transcript of the gene meox2a, whose product is annotated as mesenchyme homeobox 2a. The record is from RefSeq and is a predicted model, not a curated record. Lineage: Eukaryota; Metazoa; Chordata; Actinopteri; Siluriformes; Trichomycteridae. The coding region runs from base 1 to 900 and encodes 299 amino acids. The transcript is spliced from 3 exons. Gene Ontology annotation, biological process: somite development; positive regulation of transcription by RNA polymerase II. Gene Ontology annotation, molecular function: RNA polymerase II cis-regulatory region sequence-specific DNA binding; DNA-binding transcription factor activity, RNA polymerase II-specific. Gene Ontology annotation, cellular component: nucleus.
AUGGAUCACACACUGUUUGGAUGCCUGCGGGGUCCCCACGCCCCUCCUCAGGCCCUGCACCCUGCUUUUGCCCUGCAUGGCCGCUCAGAGCACCUUUCAGCCUACCCUGACCUCUCCUCAUCUUCCUCGUCCUCCACAUCUUCUUGCGUGGUGAACUGUUACCUGGGUGAGGAUGGAUUCUUUACAGGGCACGGGCACCAACGUGGACCGCCACUCACUCAGCAACAUCACCCUGUAACACCUCACCAACAGCAGAACAGCUGGCACGUACCACAGUUAUCCAGCCCGCCAACCAGCAAUGCACGCUUAGGACUGGGAAUGGCUGGGCCUGACACUGGAUCCUCGGACAUAGGACCCGGGGGCCCCAGCCUGUGCGCUAGCACACCAAGCCUUGGUGGUACUGCACUAUCGGGGGUCUCCUGUUUAUCAGGUGGGGACUUUGGAAGGCAAACAAUGUCCCCAGCUGAGGCAGAGAAGAGAAACGGAAAGCGACGAAGUGACAGCUCAGAGUCCCAAGAUGGAAAUUGCAAAUCAGAUUCAAGUAGCAAGCCCCGGAAAGAGCGAACAGCCUUCACUAAAGAACAGAUCCGGGAGCUGGAAGCAGAGUUUGCCCAUCAUAACUAUUUGACCAGACUGAGGCGUUAUGAAAUAGCAGUAAAUCUGGACCUCACAGAAAGGCAGGUGAAAGUGUGGUUUCAGAACAGACGGAUGAAGUGGAAGCGAGUGAAAGGUGGGCAGCAGGGUGCUGUGGCAAGAGAAAAAGAACUGGUGCAUGUAAAAAAGGGGACGCUGCUGCCCUCUGAGUUUUCAGGUAUCGUCGGACUCCACCACAGAGCAGACUCACUGGUUAAUGAGGACAGCCAUGACAGUGACCAGAGCUCUGAGCAUGCUCAGUUAUGAUACAGAGACAUCUUGCUUGCAGCUAUGCUGCACAUCUGGGGAUGUGUCCCGAUGCCAUGGCGAUCAGGGUUGCUAGAAAAUUUAAGAAGCAGAGCUAGGUAAAUUAGCCGUUGAUCCAUAGGGCUUCGUUAAGGCUCACCAAGACCUGGAGGACUGUAGGCUUAGAUAGCUAAUACAUUGAUAAUAUAUAUCCAUAUAUGUAUAAUUAGUAGCAGCUGAGGGUCAGUGAUUAUGCAGAUCACACUUUAUGGAAUGACUCUGUUAUACUUAUCAAACUUUGACAGUUUAACAUUGAGAACAAUAUUAUUAAUUUGUCAAUUUCUGUCCAAGUGCCUUGUCAUAAAUAAGGGGGUUUUACCUGGUUGCUCGUAACACAAUUGCUGUGCACUUUAGGUGUAUAAUGAUCAUACAUAAAUGCAUGUAUGACUCCUAAAAUCAGCAUUGCAU